UUCGACCGUCCCAUUAAGCUUAAGUGAAAUGUUCAGCACCUAAUUCAGGUGUGGGUGGAAACGUUAAUACAGCUGCGCGAUGGACUGGUGGCCGGCGGCCGCCACCCGCGGGCUGGUUGGGGGGAGUCUGCCGGCAAGCUUUAGUCAGCCAUAGGUGUUGGCCGUGUGUGGGUGUGUGUUCGGGAGUCGCUGGGUGCCGCUCAACUCGCUGUAACAGAUACAAGACCGAAUCACUCAGAUUGAGACUUCCAUACAAGAAAGUUGUAUCUAGUGUUGCAAUAACGUAACUACAGACCCGGCAAGCCAGGCGUCUGUGUGACACAGGACACCCCGCCCAGACACCACAGCCACUCGGGGCCACCAGGAGCUGUCUCAGGACACUGCCGCCGCCGCCGACCGUCACAGGGCACUAACACUCCUCCUUACUAACCUACACAGGGUGCUGGUGUAGGCCUGCUAUCCGGGCCUGCCAUCCCGUGCCCAACAACCUACCUAUCCACCCAUCCUCUAGCGCCCUCGCGAUGGAUCAGGUUGGUCGAGCAGUGCGAAGGGCACUUCCCGGGGGCUGGUCGUGCCUGAGAUCCGUCUUGGACCAGACCCGGGCUAUUCCUGUCCGUCCCCAUCUCAGAUGCAUGUCUCAUGUUUUAGCAAAACCUUCAGUCACGGAUGUCGUCCCGCCUCCCGCCACAAAUGCUGCAUGCAGGCACCUCUUUACCUCUAGAGAGUCAGAAGCAUCUUGGAGGGAGAGCAUCUGCAUCUCAGUGGACUGCGAAGAUGAAACAGUGCCGCCCGUCAACAUGGAGGACCAGCUCUUCGACAUGUUCAAGGACGAGAGCGACAAUACCGUCCACAUGGGGAAGUUCCUGGCGGCCUUGGCGGAGACUGGACUGAGGAAGACGGAUCCUCGCCUGAUGGAGCUGAGAAACAACCUGAUGGAGGUGCACACCAGCAUGGACGACCCACGCCAUUCCCCGCCCUCUUCAUCCGUGCUGGACAGGACAGCCUUCAAGAGAGAUCGGCACAGUCGUUCCCAGAGUCCCUCAGUGAAUGGAUCACCUCGACGCUCAGUCCCCAUCAUCUCACCGACCUCAAGAUGGCUCGACAGACAACAGUUCAAGAAAGUGAUACAGGACAACAUUGUGCUCAUAUCUCGGGCACUCAGGCACCAGUUUGUCAUUCCUGAGUGGCAUGAGUUCACACAGUACAUUGAAGAGUUCUACUGGUCAGCCAAGACCCUCACAGGGGGCAAGGUUGCUUCAUACAUUCCCCAGCUUGCCAGGUUCCACCCUGAUCUAUGGGGUGUGUCCGUGUGUACCGUGGAUGGGCAGCGAUAUGAUAUAGGAGACACAAACAUCAAUUUCACCAUGCAGUCAUGCAGCAAGCCAAUAACAUAUGCCAUUGCUCUCAAUGAAUUAGGAAAUGAAACUGUUCACAAGUACGUUGGCACAGAGCCCAGUGGACGCAUGUUUAACGCCAUUGUGCUGGACUAUAACGACAAGCCUCACAACCCCUUAGUGAAUGCAGGAUCAAUCAUCAUUAACAGUCUGCUAUACUGUCUAGUCAAGCCUGAAAUGUCUUCCUCUGAAAAAUUUGACUUCGUUCAAAGUUACAUGAAGCGUCUCGCCGGUGGGGAGAACGUGGGCUUCAGUAACGGCACCUUUUUGUCGGAGCGAGAGAACGCCGACAGGAAUUACUCCCUGGGCUACUACAUGCGGGAGAACAAGUGCUUCCCCGACAAGUGUGAUCUCAUGUCCUCCCUCGACCUCUACUUCCAGAGUUGUUCCAUGGAGGUGACAGCAGAAACUAUGUCAGUAAUGGCAGCAACACUGGCCAAUGGUGGCAUCUGCCCCACCACUGGUGAGCAAGUACUGAAGCCUGAUGCUGUAAGGGACGUGCUCUCCCUCAUGCACUCCUGUGGCAUGUAUGAUUACUCUGGACAGUUUGCCUUCAAGGUGGGACUGCCAGCCAAGUCUGGGGUGUGUGGCGCCGUCAUGCUGGUCAUCCCCAACGUCAUGGGCAUCUGUACCUGGUCACCACCGCUCGACUCCCUUGGCAACUCAGUCAGGGGCCUCAAAUUCUCUGAUGAGCUUGUACAGGUGUUCAAUUUCCACCGUUACGACAACCUUCGUCAUGCUGCCAAUAAGAAGGAUCCUCGCAAGCAGAAGUUUGAGUCACGGGGUCAAAAAGUGGUCUCCCUCCUCUUCUCUGCCAGCUCAGGGGAUGUUACUGCCAUGAGGAGGUAUGCCCUGGCUGGCCUGAACAUGGGACAGAAGGACUAUGAUGGCAGAACAGCACUUCACCUGGCAGCAUCUGAGGGCCAUAUGGAUAUUGUCGUCUUCCUGCUGGAGAAGUGCCAUGUUCCCCCAAGCCCCAAGGACAGGUGGGGCCACACACCAGCAGAUGAUGCAGAAGAGUUUGGUCAUUUUGAAGUAGCAGAGUACAUUAAGAGUGUAGAGAGUAAGCUAGAAAAGGCAAAGGAGGAAGUGGUCAUACCAGAAGUUGAGGAGGAGGCUCAGGCAGAACAGAUCUGGAAAUAAAUAUUCAACUAAACUUUAAAGGCUCUGAAAAUGAUGGAGACAUUUGGACACUCCAGAUGAGAUCCAGGUGAAGUCUUCUUACUUUUCCCAAAGCUGUUAAUGGGAUGUCUCAUGAACUUCUAUUUCAUUCUCAUUAGGUUACUGGAACAAAUAGUUGUAAUAAUUAUUACACCAUAAUACCAGCAAUGUCACUAAUGCUGCAGUUCAACAAAUGAACGAAUAUUAGUGUGGUGUUCAGUUUCAUCAGUUUCUAGGAAUCUAGCAUUACAUCAUUGUGGGAAUUUUUAGUCAACUUUCUGGGGAACAAAAGUCAUCAGUGGCUGCCUUCUUGUAGUACUUCUGUGUCAAAAUUCUGACCUGUAAAUAUUAUCAUGUACCAUGUGAACCACCAGCACAGUUUUAAAUGUAAUUUUUUUAAUUCAUACCACAGUGAUGAGUUUUCAAAACAUAGUAUCAUGAGACAUUCUAUUAGCUUCUUUUUUUUUCAGCAAGUUACUGAGAUCCUGUGUUAAAUAGUAUAUUGCACUUCCUUACUAGAAUAUUUUUUCUCACUACUGACUGGAAUGUGAUUUUAUAUCUUCCAAACUGAAAUUAUGUGCCUUGAAUAGUAGUUCAGGAGAGCACAAUAUUGAUCAUGAGCACAACCACAUACACAUCACUGCACCAUGUAAAAACUCUCAGCCCCACCACCUUAUGCUGGAUAUUGGAGCCUUUGUCACCAGUUGUUGAUGCUGCACUUAUGCCAUAAGUUAGUAACUACACACGUGCACAUCUCAUAACUAAUGAAAUGCACAAUUAGAUAUACUAUUGUUAAAUGUUGAGAUUUCAUGGAAUAGUGCUUCACUUGGAUAACUUCAUAGAACAAUCCAGGUUGUAAGUGCUGAGGCUGUAGGAAAGUCUUCCAUUAUAACUGCCACCAAAAACUAUGUAUGGAUCUGUGUUACAUACUAAAUGUGUGAAGGAUUAUUCAGUCAUGUCAUGUUUAUCUGUAUGCUAUGUGUUACAUGUAUCUAAACAAAGCCAAAGUUACUGUUGUACUGUUUUACGGGGUAUUUGUAUAGAUGUUGAACUGUUUCUUGCCUUGAUUCAUACAUUACAAAUUGAUGGGUACAUGAAUAGUGUGGAUGAAAUAUGACAUUAAAUUUCUGAAGUAUGCUCCUGUUGACAUUGAAACAGAAAGGAGAAUAUGAGAAUAUUAAAUAGAAAUUCUUGGAGUUGAAUACAUGCCUGAAAGUUUGAAAAAGCAAGGUAAAAUUUCAUGAAUUUUAGAUUGAGCUGAAAUACUUAAAAUGCCUAUUUAAGAUAUUUUGAGUAUUUUGCAUAAUGUUGAGAACUAAUUUUACCCUUUAUUGCAAAUUCUGCAUUUCAUAUAUCAGGACACCUGACAUUGUUUUACUUACAAAUUCAAAAAUUCCUCAAUUCAGCUUCCAUAAAUUGUAAUUGGUUAAAUAUGAAUGCCAAGGUAGGUAACAAAAGAAUGGAUGAAGUGGUUGGUAAAUGGAAAGUACCUGGAGAAAAAUUGUAAUAGUUAAGUAUUAUUGAAAGUCAAUUAUUUUUAACAAACACAUGUUUUCAAGAUAAAAAGAAUUGAUAGACAUACAAAGAUUAUCUAUCUAUGUAUAUCCAAUGUUUGUUCCUAAGAAUUCACAGAGGAUGGCCAUGACAGAAGUUCCCAUUUAUUCCAUGAUUCAUCUCAUAAUGUUGCAGCUUUGCAUUUCUUAGUGUUACAUAAUAGCUUCUCUUUUAAAGGUAAACCCUCUUACACAUCAUUGAAAAUUACUGGUAUAAAAAAUACACUACUAUAUAUCACUUUGAAAACAAAUUGUGAGGCAACAUAAAUAUAAAUUGGAGAUUACAUAUCUCUUCUCAGAUGUCAAAAGUGACAUUGCAGUAUUGUCUGCCACUACAAAUCAUGUAAGCUUGUGACAUCAAGAUGAUAAAUUGAUAUUGGUUUUUGAGAAGGUUAAAAAUUAAUGGGAAGGGGGGAAAUGUUUGAGGGUUGACUUAUCUAAAUUUAAAUAAUAGUCUCACAAGUUGUUCAAUUAUUUAUCUGCCAUAUUUCAUCAGUUAUCUUUUUUUCAGCAAUCCACUUUGGAUGCCAUUUGUUUUUUGUAUGUACAAGGUGGAAAGGCAUUCCUUGCUGAACUGUAUAUCUCCUUACUGUAUUUUAUGAAAGUAUAGUAUGUAGAGAUUCUUCAAUUAAUAAUCACUGAAGUGGCCGUAAAUACCAAAUUCAUUUGUUAAUGUUGGAUGCAUGGAUUAUUCAGAACAAGUUUGUGUUUUAACUUUUUAUAACAAAGCUUAUAGCAAUAUUGAAGUUGAAUGAUUGUUAAAGUCAGUGUUUGUGUCUUCCACUUCACAUAUACACCAUUCGUUCUAAUGCUGCCAAGAGUGGUAUUAUUUUAGGGACUCUGCUAAUUAUUGGUGGGCUCUCAGGCAAUCUGGGUGCAUUUCUGCCAUAGCCUGUUCAUGCAGGUAGGCUCCCCAGAGUAAAGCAGUGUAUAACUUUUGUAUCUAUAGAUUUGAUUAAACACAGAAAACUUGCAAAGUGAAUAGUCAUUCUAGAAAUCUGAAGCUUCAUUUUAUCAGUAAAGCAGUUAUACUAGUAAUUAUAACCUCAGCCUUAAAUUCAAGAUGUAUAACCAUACCACAGUGAAACACUAGCUAUGUACUGAUACAUCCUAUACACAUAAAAUAACAUUUGAUUGGAACCUGUGUUUACUACUAGACUUAGCAUAUGCACUUCAGGCAUAAACUGUGCUGAAUGUACAGGUACAGCUUGACAAGAUAAGCUGAUAGGGAUCUCUUCUUGAAGACUCACAUUGUCCUAGGUGCUCCACUUGACAGAAGGUUAGAACAAAUAUAAUUUAAGUGAAUAGCAAAUACAUAUAUAACAGUGUGGCAAAGAACCAAGUGGUGAAACAUUUGAACAAUCAAGCAGCAAUAAAGUUUUGUAGUAUUAACUAAGACAAACAUUGCCCACUUUAAAAAUGUUGUGGUGCCGGCCACAUUGAAUCUGUCCAAGAGUCCAUGUUAUAUCUACAUACAUACUACAUAGUACAUCUAUAUUUACAUUCACACACCUCUCCAUUGUUUAUACUAUUCUUGGUGAGAAGUAUUGGAUAAAGGCAUGUGGUUGAUUUUAUUCUUAAGUUCACCAUGUGAAAAUGUAUUUUAACCUCUGAUUCACCCUGUGUGCAAAAGCAGACUGUUUGGGUUUGUUUUGAAUGAGCAAGCACACAGGAUAGAGGCAUGUUCAUAAAUUGUUUUAUCUCAGGCAACCUGUUUACAAGUUAUAUACACAUUAUGCCACUGUUUUAUCUCCAGUAAAAUUAAUAUUCAGUAUCACUGGGAAAUUUUACUGGUACCAGGAAAUUCACCGUCACAGCAGUUUUCAUCAGUAUUAUUAAUUAGGAAGCUUGUUGUACUGCAUACAUUUUAAGCAGUAGUGAAAGUCAUGAAGGUGCCUGUCAUUAUAUGUCAGUGUGUAGUGCUGUAUUGUCUACCAUAGCAAAGUAGUACCCAUUAUUAAUGUUGUGUGGUCAUGGUCAUGAAGUAACCCCUUUAAUUCUGAAUAUGGUAUUUUUGUGGCAUUUGUCACUCACUGCAGCUAUGACUCUGAAAAUAUGAAUGUAAGAGGUAAAGUAUUUAAAUUGCAAGAGUUCUUUCUUCUAAGUUGGUUGUGAUCCCACUCUUUGCCUCUCAUACUGUCUGACAAUCAGAUUCACCAAAGGCGUAUAUUGGACUUACACUGCAGUCCUGCAUGUAAGGAGCCUCAUAAUAUUAUGCAGAAAAUAAUUAUACUUAUUCAUAUAUUGCAUAUUAAGAUUUUUAUUGCUUAUAUGGCAAUAAAUGAAUUUUCCUGACAUGCCUUAAGUCUCGUCAUUCAUGCAUAAUACUGUCAAGGUAAAUGAUACCUAUGCCAUUGGUCUCAAGUCUAUAGUUGCUUGUACCUCAACAUGCAUACUAUUUUACUUAGAGAGUUAAGGAGGAAUAUGAAGCACUUGUUCAAACUUGUGUAUCAAAUCUUGUCAAUGAUAUAAAAUUUAAAGUUAAAUGAGAGCCUCCAUUGUAGUAAAUGCAACACUGCUAGAAGAAAGUGUGCUUGUAUUUAAUAUAAACAGUGUUACUGUGCUUCAUCAAUAUAACCAUAAUUUUAGUGAUAUCAAUGUAAAGUAAUCUGUAUAAGUUAUACAGAACUGAAUAAAUGAAUUAUAUAGUGGGGAAUGAAGUGAUUAUUAUAAGAAGGCAGCUUGGAGUUGGAACCAAGAGUCAAGUUUUUUGGUACUAAACUCUAUUGCGCCAAGUCUUGUAUAGUAACUUUGCCACAUGAGAACAUGUAAUAAUGUUAAGUCACUUCAAAUGUAUGGCAUAGUGACUCUGUAUUCCAAACAAAGUCCUUAGUUAUUUGUAAGAUACCUAAGGCUGGGUUUACACUAAUCCGUUUUUAUGGAUUCCGUCUCUGUACACCAUCAAACAAUGAUGUCGCCACCAUUUCCAUUCGAGUGACUGUUGUGGAAACCAGACUUCAUUUCUGCCUCAUCUUGAAUGGACACCGUUGAGUGGAAGAGAUGAACCAAUUUCAACUUUGUAUGGAGAGACAGGCACAGUGCUUUCUGUGCUAAUAUUUUGAGUGUUCUAAAUAUGAUAUUCAAGUACAUAAUAAAACAUUAUUGAAUCACGGUUUUAUAAUGUAAUAAUACUAUAUUGUAAAUUAAACAUUUUUACACUGUUCAUGGAAAAAGAGGAGAGACCUUGGUCCCAGUGUAAGGUGCAGCAACACUGCAAAGCAUGUAAACACAAGCACACAGAUGGACUGGACAGGUUUCACCCCAGCAAACUGCAGAAACGCAACAAGCCUCACUUGGAAAAUACUAGUAUAACCUCCCUCUUCACCACACCGUGCAUUGAUACAGCUGACACUACUGCCCCCAUCAUGGCAUGUAGGAUUCACUAGCAUGUAGUUACUUAUAUUUCUUUACUGUGCAAUAAAUUACACUUUUCUCCACAUCACUGGCCUCUCUUCAUCAGCUGCAAGCAGCAAGAUGGCAAGAAGUAUGUAAAUUCAUUGUCGAGGAGGUUUCUUCUCUGUGCAGCCAUACUGACAAAUCAUGAAUACAGAGACGGUGGCCAAUUCCUCUGUUCAGUAUGGACUCCAUUUUUAUGACAUUGAUGGUGGACAGAGGCGGAAUCCGUAAAAAUGGACUAGUGUGAACCAGGCCUAACUUUGUACUGCAUAUAUAAUCAGAUACCUUGUACACAAAUACAGGUGACUAUAAGAAUAUAAAGUCAGUUUAUAGCACAUUUUAAGUGACAGCAAUAUGUCAGCUAGUUAGUGGGUGAGGGCAUAACCCAGUCACAGUAUUACCAUGUUUACUUAUUCUUGGUUGGCAUAAUAACUAUGCCAGACUCUGCAUGGUGGAACACAUUGACAUCAAAUAAUUUAGUGAAGUGAAUGAUAGGCCACACAUCGUGAUAGAUGGUAAUGGUUUGUCAGGUUAGAUGGUUGUAUGUUGCAGUUUUAUUGAGGCUGUAAAUUUGUGCAAGUAUAUUUUUUGUAUAUAUUAGAGCAAUGUACCUAUACUACAAGUCAGUUGAUUUAAAUUAUUCCAUUGUGAAAUAUAUGUACAGCAUCAUU
Molecule: messenger RNA, 8175 nt
Organism: Scylla paramamosain (green mud crab)
Lineage: Eukaryota; Metazoa; Arthropoda; Malacostraca; Decapoda; Portunidae
Product: glutaminase liver isoform, mitochondrial-like
Exons: 16
Coding region: 522-2537 (671 amino acids)
Biological process (GO): L-glutamine catabolic process
Molecular function (GO): protein binding; glutaminase activity
Source: RefSeq, a predicted model, not a curated record